CCUGCGGAGGCGCCGAGAGCACCCGGGCGCACCGGCUGGGCCAUGGGACACCUGUGGCUCGCGGCGCUCUGGGGCCUCUGGGCGCUGCUCCUCUCCGCGGCGGAUCCUCGCACAGAUGGCUCUAAAAUAAUACCCAAAGUGACAGAAGUCAUACCUAAAUAUGGCAGUGUGAAUGGAGCAACGAGGCUGACUAUCAAAGGAGAAGGUUUUUCACAAGCAAACCAGUUUAACUAUGGAGUUGAUAACGCUGAGUUGGGAAACAGCGUGCAAUUAGUUUCUUCUCUCCGGUCAAUUACUUGUGAUGUAGAAAAAGAUUCAAGUCAUUCAACUCAAAUUACAUGCUAUACUAGAGCAAUGCCAGAAGAUUCCUACGCAGUUCGGGUCAGUGUAGAUGGAGUCCCUGUUGCAGAAAACAACACCUGCAAGGGUCACAUCAAUAGCUGGGCUUGCAGCUUCAAUGUAAAAAGUUUCAGAACACCAAUAAUAAGAAGCAUCACACCUUUAUCUGGAACUCCAGGCACGCUGAUUACAAUCCAAGGCAGAAUUUUCACUGAUGUCUAUGGAAGUAAUACUGCCCUAAGCUCAAAUGGGAAAAAUGUUAGAAUUUUGAGAGUUUAUGCUGGAGGAAUGCCCUGUGAGCUUCUGAAACCACAAUCUGAUGAUUUGUAUGGGCUAAAGCUAGAUCAUGCGAAUGGAGACCUGGGUUCUAUGAUUUGUAAAGUAACUGGAACUUACAUUGGUCAUCACAAUGUCAGCUUCAUCUUAGACAGUGAUUAUGGAAGGAGUUUCCCACAGAAAAUGACAUAUUUUGUUUCUUCUCUCAACACAAUUUCAAUGUUUCAAACAUUUGCAGAGGUUACUACGAUUUCACCUUCAAAAGGAAGCAUUCAGGGUGGUACAAUGCUAACAAUAACUGGUCGGUUCUUUGAUCAGACUGAUCUCCCAGCGAGCGUUCUAGUUGGAGGACAACCUUGUGAUAUUUUGAAGGUCACAGAAAGUAGUAUAUGUUGCAAAACACCCCCCAGACCUGACAUUCUCAAAACUGUGUAUCCAGGUGGGAGAGGGCUGAGGCUUGAGGUGUGGAACGGCAGUCAGCCAGCACGCCUUGAGGACAUACUUGGAUUCGAUGAGACCACACCAGGGUACAUGGGUGCUGCCUGGGUAGAUUCCGCCUCCUACUCUUGGCCCAUGGAACAUGACACAUUUGUCGCACGCUUCAGUGGGUUUUUGGUGGCUCCAGAUUCUGAUGUUUAUAGAUUCCACAUCAGAGGUGAUGACCGUUAUGCCAUCUAUUUCAGCCAGACUGGACUUCCAGAAGACAAGGUGAAAAUUGCUUAUCAUUCUACCAAUGCCAACAGUUAUUUUUCCAGUCCAACACAGAGAUCAGAUGAUGUUCAUCUUCAGAAAGGAAAAGAAUAUUAUAUUGAAAUCUUGCUGCAGGAAUAUAGAUUAAGUGCUUUUGUUGAUGUUGGGCUGUACCAGCGUAGAACUGUAUAUACUGAAGAGCAAACAGGAGAUGCAAUAAGUGAAGAACAACUUAUAAAAUCCCAGUCGACAGUUAUACAGGAAGUACAGGUUAUAACUUUAGAAAACUGGGAAACAACCAUCCCAACAAAUGAAGUUCAGAAGAUCACAGUAACCAGCCCGUGUGUGGCAGCUAAUUCAUGUUCACGUUACCAGUACAGAUUAAUCUAUAACAUGGAAAAAACUGGCUUGCUACCUGCUGAUGCUUCUGAAGUCAUAUUGCAAUCUGCUUUAAAUGACCUCUGGUCUAUAAAGCCUGACACAGUUCGAGUAGUAAGGACACAAGAUUUCCAGAGCUAUAUAUACACAGUAACUUUCAUAUCAACUAGAGGUGACUUUGAUCUGCUCAGUUAUGAAGUAUUUGAAGGGAAUAAUGUUACAGUAGACGUUGUGGAGCAAACCAAAGGAAAACCCAGUCUGGAGACCUUCACGCUGAAUUGGGAUGGCGUUCUUUCUAAGCCUCUUACUCCGUGGUCAUCAGAAGCUGAAUUUCAGGUAGCUAUGGAAGAAAUGGUCAGCACUAAAUGUUCACCACAAAUUGCACAUUUUGAAGAAGGAUUUGUUGUGAAAUACUUCAGAGACUAUGAAACUGAUUUUAACUUGGAAAAUGUUAAUAGAGGGCAGAAGACAGCGGAGAGUGGUGCUUACUGUGGCCGUUAUUCCCUGAAAAACCCAUCUGUUCUCUUUGACUCAGCAGAUGCUAAACCAAACAGACUACCAUAUGGAGACAUUUUAUUAUUUCCUUAUAAUCAGUUAUGUUUAGCAUACAAAGGAUUCUUGGCAAAUUAUAUUAGUCUAAAAUUUCAGUACCAAGAUAAUGGCAAGAUUACCAGAAGUACAGAAAAACAAUUUAUGUACAACUUUGCUCAAGGGAACAGCUGGACCUAUACUUGCUUAGACCUUCUGGACCUCAUACAGAGCAAACAGACUGGAACAAACUUUUCUCUUCAAAGAAUUAGUUUACAGAAAGCUACAGAAAAACAAUCCUUCUAUGUGGAUGUACUAUACAUCGGACAGGUAUCUACAACCUCCACGCUGGAUGAAAUGGCCAAGAGAAGACUUCCAGCAUUAGCGAAUAAAGGAAUAUUCUUAAAGCACUUUCAAGUGAAUGAAAGCAAAAGAGAUGAAUCUUCCAUGACAAUCCAAUAUUCUGUCACCAUGAUGUCAUAUAAUUGCAGUCACAACAUACCCAAGCUGGCUGUGAGCUUUGGACAGAUAAUCGCAAGCGAGACAGAAAAUGAGUCUGUUUACAGAGGAAGUAAUUGGCCAGGAGAGUCAAAGAUUCGCAUUCAAAGAAUUCAAGCAGCUUCACCCCCUAUAAGUGGCAGCUUUGACAUUCAAGCUCAUGGGCGUGUUCUCAAAGGCAUCCCCGCUGCUGCAUCAGCUGCAGAAGUGCAGUUUGCGCUCCAGAGCCUGGAGGAGGUGGGGCGAGUCACAGUGACGCGAGAGGGAACCUGUGCUGGGUACUCCUGGGGCAUCACAUGGCGAAGCGUGUGUGGAAGGCAGAAUCUACUCCAGAUUAAUGAUUCCAAAAUUAUUGGAGAAAAGGCUAAUGUGACCGUUACAAAGAUAAAGGAAGGUGGCUUAUUCAGACAACACAUACUUGGAGACCUACUUCGCACUCCCCAUCAACAGCCCCAGGUUGAAGUCUAUAUCAAUGGAAUUCCGGCAAAAUGUUCAGGUGACUGUAGUUUUACAUGGGACCCCACAGCCACUCCCCAGAUCUUGGCCAUAAGCCCUUCUCAAGGGUCCUAUGAGGAAAGCACAAUUCUAACCAUAGUAGGCUCUGGAUUCUCUCCCAGCUCAGCUGUAUCAGUCUCUGUUGGACCUACUGAUUGUUCUCUUCUUUCUGUGGAGGAAAAUGAGAUCAAGUGCCAGAUUCUGCACGGAAGUGCUGGGCGUUUACCAGUUGCAGUGUCUGUGGCUGAUACUGGACUAGCACAGAGCACAGAGAGCCAGGGAUUUCACUUUGUUUAUCAGAGUCAAAUCGCACACAUCUGGCCUGAUUCUGGAAGUCUGGCAGGUGGGACUUUAUUGACCCUAUCUGGAUUUGGCUUUAGUGAAAAUUCAACAGUUUUAGUUGAAAAUGAAACCUGUAAUGUGAUUGAAGGCAAUUUAAGUAGAAUAAUCUGCAGAACACCAAAAAGGAGUGAAGGCACAAUUGAUGUAUCAGUCAUCACCAAUGGAUUUCAAGCCACUGCCAGGAAUGUUUUCAGAUAUAAUUGCUUGCAGACUCCAGUUAUAACAGAUUUUAGUCCAAAAAUACGGAAAAUUCUAGGAGAUGUUAACUUCACAAUUAAGGGCUAUAACUUUGGAAAUGAGCUCACACAGAACAUAAAGGUGUAUGUUGGCGGGAAAUCCUGCCAAAUUCUCCACUGGAACCUCACAGAUAUUAGAUGCCUUUUACCAUUGCUGUCUCCUGGAAAACAUUCUUUCUAUGUAGAAGUCGGAAACUGGGGUUUUGCAUCAACAAGUGACAAGUUAAAUGCUUCGGUACAGUAUGUCUUGGAAGUGACAGGCAUGUUUCCACAUAGAGGAUCCUUGUACGGCGGGACUGAAAUCAUUAUAACGGGUGCUGGGUUCAGCACAGUACCAACUGAGAAUUCUGUCCUCCUAGGGUCUUUCCCUUGCAAUGUUACAUCAUCAUCAGAAAGCAUCAUAAAAUGUACUCUGUGUUCAACAGGGAAUGUGUUCCGAAUUACCAACGAUGGGGAUGACUUAGUGCAUGGAUUAGGCUAUGCCUGGUCACCAUCCGUCCUGAACGUGUCUGUAGGAGACACAGUGAUAUGGCAGUGGCGCUCACAUCCACUUCUUAGGGGAGUAGGCUAUCGGGUGUUCUCUGUCCCCAGUCCCGGAAGUGCGAGUUACAAUGGCGAGGGAUUUACAAAUGGAAGACAGAAAUCUCUAUCAGGUUCAUUUUCUUACCAGUUUACCUCACCUGGAAUCCAUUAUUAUAGCAGUGGCUAUGUUGAUGAGGCUCACUCCGUUUCCCUCCAAGGAGUCAUUAACGUUUUACCAGCUGAAACCAGGCACCUUCCCCUGCACCUGUUUGUGGGUAGCACUGAGGCCACAUAUGCUCAGGGAGGACCCGAGAACUUGCACUUGGGAAGCCCUGUAGCCAGCUGCCUAGCAACAGAACCCCUGUGUGGUGUGGAUGAUACCAAGGUUAAACACUCAAAUGCAUUUCUGUUUGAGCUUUCAAGGUGUGUGUCACCAUCUAUAAGCAGCAUUACUCCAUCAGCUGGGACAGUGAAUGAACUGAUAACAAUUACUGGGAGUGGCUUCAGUAAUCUCACAUGCGCUAAUAAGGUUACAAUUGGUCACUACCCUUGUGUUGUAGAAGAAAGUAGUGCCAAUUCUAUCAUGUGCCGUGUUGACCCUCAAAACUCCAUGCAGGUUGGCAUCCGAGAGUCUGUCACUUUGGUUGUCUACAACCUUGGCACUGCUAUCAACACCUUGUCCAAUGAAUUUGACAGACGAUUUGUUCUCUUGCCGAACAUCAACAUGGUGUGGCCAAAUGCAGGGUCAACGACAGGAAUGACGAGGGUGACCAUACUGGGCUCUGGGUUUGCAGUUUCUUCAGCAGGUGUUGAGGUCUUUAUGGGUCACUUCCCAUGUAAAGUUCUCACAGUGAAUUAUACAACCAUCGAAUGUGAAACCUCCCCUGCACCCCAGCAGCUUGUGAAUGUGCAGCUUCUGACUCACGGGGUGCCUGGUCUCUGUCAGGGGAGCUGCAGCUUUUCCUAUUCUGAUAGCAUCACUCCUUCCAUAACAGGAAUCUCCCCAAGCACUAUCACAGAACCUGCAAAAGUUUUUAUUGAAGGAGAAGGUUUGGGGACUACAGUGGAAGACAUUGCUGUUUUCAUUGAAAAUCAACAGCUCAGGCCAGUGGACGUGAAUGAGAAUAACAUGACUGUUCUGGUGUCCUCCCUCCCAGCUGGACUUCAUCCUGUCAGAGUAGUGGUAGGCACUAAAGGCUUGGCUCUGGGAAACCUGACCGUCAGCAGCCCCAUGAUUGCAUCUGUCUCCCCAACCUCCGGAAGCCUUGGUGGUGGAACUACUUUAGUCAUCAUAGGGAAUGGUUUCCUCCUUGACAAUACCAUGGUCAGGGUUGGGGAGGGCCCCUGUCAGAUUAUGCUUGCCAACUCCAGCGAGGUCCACUGUAGCACCCCAGCAGGGGGAGCGGGAAAGGUCGACCUGCAGAUCUUGGUGAAUGGAGCGCCUUACCCUCCUUUAUCAUUCACGUACACUGUGGAGGAUACCCCAUUUCUCAGAGGAAUUACCCCAAACACAGGUCCACCAGGAACCGAAAUUGAGAUUACUGGAUCUAACUUCGGUACCGCUAUCUCAGAAAUUUCAGUGAUGAUAAGUGGCACUGCUUGUAACGUGACCAUGGUCAAUGACAGUGUGCUGCGGUGUGCUCUUGGGGAUCAUGCUGGUGGCAUAUUUCCUGUGGCGCUGCUCCACAAGACAAAAGGCUUUGCUGUGUCCACUGUUGUAUUUGAGUACCCUCUUCAUAUUCAAAAUCUUCACCCACAGCAAGGGAGCUUUGGUGGUGGCCAAAUCCUGACUGUGACAGGUGCCGGGUUCAAUCCGCAAGAUUCCGUCAUCUUGAUUUGCAGCUCAAAAUGUGCAAUUGAUAGACUCAGAUCUGACCACACAACAUUAUUCUGUGAAACUCCACCUAGUGAAGGUGUGGGACCUGACCAAGCGUGCGAAGUGAGUGUAGUCAAUGGGAGAGAUUCCUCAUGGUCCACGACUCUGUUCACUUACAAGAUGGCACUGACCCCACUUGUCACUGAAAUAUCUCCCACGAGAGGCAGCACAGCAGGAGGCACCAGACUUUCAGUGCUGGGAUCAGGAUUCAGUGAAAAUCCACAGGAUGUUCACAUCACCAUUGCUGAAGCCAAAUGUGAUGUUGAGUAUUCCAACAAGACAUAUAUCAUCUGUGUGACAAAUGCUCAUAGUCCUUCGGGGUGGGCUUCCGUCCAUGUCAACAUCAGAAAUAUCGGCCUGGCUAAAAUGGAGAAUACUGACUUCCUCUACAUUGAUGCUUGGUCCUCCAACUUCUCAUGGGGGGGAAAGCCUCCCCCAGAGGAAGGGUCCCUUGCUGUGAUUACAAAAGGACAGAUACUUUUGCUGGACCAAAGCACGCCUGUUCUGAAAGUCUUGCUUAUUCAGGGUGGAACUCUAAUCUUUGAUGAAGCUGACAUUGAACUCCAGGCAGAAAAUAUUCUGAUUACCGACGGAGGCAUUCUGCAGGUGGGCACGGAGGCGGCGCCCUUCCGGCACCGGGCGGUCAUCACCCUGCACGGCCACCCGCGCUCCCCGGAGCUCCCGGUCUACGGUGCCAAGACGCUGGCGGUGCGCGAGGGCACGCUGGACCUGCACGGUUUGCCAGUUCCUGUGGUCUGGACUCAGCUGGCUCGGACGGCAGAGGCAGGGACAAGGACUUUGAUAUUGCACGACGCAGUGACGUGGAAAGCGGGAGAUUCCAUUGUAAUUGCAAGCACGGGACACAGACACAGCCAACGAGAAAAUGAAAAAAGGACCAUUGCAUCUGUAUCGGCUGAUGGUGUAAACAUAACACUAACUCAACCAUUGAACUACACGCACUUAGGAAUCACCAUCACGCUCCCUGAUGGAACUGCAUUUGAAGCAAGAGCAGAAGUUGGGGUUCUUACAAGAAAUAUCAUAAUAAGAGGGUCUGAGAACGUGGACUGGAAUAACAAAAUUCCAGCAUGUCCUAAGGGAUUCGACACAGGUGAAUUUGCUACACAGACGUGUCUGCAAGGAAAAUUUGGAGAAGAAAUAGGAAGUGACCAAUUUGGAGGUUGCAUAAUGUUUCAUGCGCCCCUGCCUAGUGCUAACAUGGUAACGGGAAGAAUAGAGUAUGUAGAGGUAUUCCAUGCUGGCCAGGCUUUCCGGCUGGGCCGAUAUCCAAUACAUUGGCACCUACUUGGAGAUUUGCAGUUCAAAUCUUACGUAAGAGGCUGUGCCAUUCACCAGUCCUAUAACAGAGCUGUUACUAUCCAUAACACACAUCACCUUCUGGUUGAGAAGAAUAUUAUCUAUGACAUCAAAGGAGGAGCAUUUUUUAUAGAAGAUGGUAUCGAACAUGGCAAUAUUCUGCAAUAUAACUUGGCUGUAUUUGUUCAGCAAAGCACUAGCCUUCUGAAUGAUGAUGUGACACCUGCGGCAUUUUGGGUGACUAACCCAAACAACACCAUACGGCACAAUGCAGCUGCUGGCGGCACUCACUUUGGCUUUUGGUAUCGAAUGAACAACCACCCGGAUGGACCAUCCUAUGACCGAAACAUCUGCCAAAAAAGAGUUCCUCUUGGAGAGUUUUUUAACAAUACCGUACAUUCUCAAGGAUGGUUUGGACUGUGGAUCUUUGAAGAAUAUUUCCCCAUGAAAACAGGAUCAUGUACUUCUACUGUGCCCCUACCUGCGGUUUUUAAUUCACUUACUACUUGGAAUUGUCAAAAAGGAGCUGAGUGGGUCAAUGGAGGGGCCCUGCAGUUCCACAAUUUUGUGAUGAUAAAUAACUAUGAAGCUGGAAUCGAAACCAAGAGGAUCCUAGCUCCUUAUGUUGGAGGAUGGGGAGAAACCAAUGGAGCAGUGGUUAAAAAUGCUAAAAUUGUCGGUCAUCUUGAUGACCUGGGAAUGGGGUCCGCAUUUUGCACAUCAAAAGGCUUGGUCCUCCCAUUCAGUGAGGGCCUGACUGUGUCUUCUGUACAGUUUAUGAAUUUUGACCGUCCCAACUGCGUAGCUUUGGGAGUGACAUCCAUCACGGGAGUUUGCCAUGACAAAUGUGGAGGGUGGAGUGCAAAAUUCAUCGACAUCCAGUAUUUUCACACACCUAAUAAGGCAGGCUUUCGAUGGGAACAUGAAGCUGUACUAAUUGACAUUGAUGGCUCACUUACAGGGCGCACAGGGCACACAGUCAUUCCGCACAGCUCACUGCUCGACCCUUCGCACUGUGUUCAGGAGGCCCAGUGGAGCAUUGGGUUCCCCGGCUCUGUCUGUGACGCCUCUGUCAGCUUCCACCGUUUAGCCUUCAACAAACCUUCCCCAGUAUCUCUACUUGAAAAAGAUGUGGUUCUCUCGGAUUCUUUUGGCACUAGCAUUGUUCCCUUUCAGAAGAAGCGACUGACUCAUACGUCCGGGUGGAUGGCAUUGAUUCCAAAUGCCAAUCACAUUAACUGGUAUUUCAGGGACAUGGAGCACAUCACCAACAUAUCAUAUACAUCAACAUUCUAUGGAUUUAAGGAAGAAGAUUAUGUAAUUGUAUCACAUAACUUCACUCAAAGCCCUGAUAUGUUUAGUGUUGUUGAUACGAGGAACGGCUCUUCAAAUCCACUGAACUGGAACACUAGCAAGAAUGGAGACUGGCACCUCGAGGCAAACACUAGUACUCUGUAUUACUUGGUGUCAGGAAGAAGAGAUCAUCAGAGCCAGUCCAUUUCUGGAACCCUGGACCCGGAUGUAAAAGAUGUUGUUAUUAACUUCCAAGCUUACUGCUGCAUCCUUCAAGACUGCUUUCCUGUCCAUCCCCCAUCAAGAAGACCAAGUCCCAGGAAGCGGCCAGCCACUUACAUGUAUGAAGGAGAAGAGAUUGUGAUAACUACCACAAGUUAUGAUAUACACCAGACAGAAACUAGAAGUAUUGUUAAAGUCCUGCAUGGUCGCAGAAUCCUCAUUCUCAAUGAUAGCCUUUCCUACAGUCACUUUGCCAAAAGAUACUAUGUCCCUGAAACAGAUCAGAGCUACACUUUAGCUGCCGAUGUUGGAUUACUAAGUAGGAACAUCAAAAUAGUUGGUGAAGAUUACCCUGGUUGGUCCAGGGACUCUUUUGGAGCACGCAUUCUUGUUGGUUCAUUCACUGGAAAUAUGAUAACCUUUAGAGGAAAUGCAAGAAUAAGCAAUGUUGAAUUUUAUCACAGUGGUCAAGAAGGCUUCCGGGAUAGCACAGAUCCAAGACAUGCGGUAACAUUCCUUAACCUAGGACAGACGCAGGAGCGGGGCUCAUCCUAUGUUCGAGGCUGUUCCUUCCACCACGGCUUCUCUCCAGCGAUCGGUGUGUUCGGCACAGAUGGCUUGGACAUAGAUGACAACGUCGUUCACUUCACAGUGGGAGAAGGCAUAAGAAUAUGGGGGGAUGCCAACAGAGUCCGGAGAAAUUUGGUUGCAUUUUCAGUUUGGCCAGGAACCUAUCAGAACAGAAAGGAUUUAACUUCAACUCUCUGGCACGCAGCCAUCGAGGUAAAUAGAGGAACUAAUACAGUUUUACAAAAUAAUGUGGUUGCUGGAUUUGGGAGAGCAGGAUACCGCAUUGAUGGUGAACCUUGCUUGAGUCAAGCUAACCCUGUAGAAAGCUGGUUUGACAAUGAAGCGCAUGGGGGUUUGUAUGGCAUCUAUAUGAACCAAGAUGGUCUUCCUGGAUGUUCCCUUAUUCAGGGCUUUACCAUUUGGACGUGCUGGGAUUAUGGAAUUUAUUUUCAGAUCUCAGAGCGUGUGCACAUCUACAAUGUGACCUUAGUGGACAAUGGAAUGGCCAUUUUUUCAAUGAUUUACAUGCCAGCUGCUGUGUCUCACAAAAUUUCCAGUAAGACAGUGAAGGUGGAGAGCUCAUUAAUUAUUGGGAGCAGCCCUGAAUUUAACUGUUCUGAUGUCCUCAGUGAAGAUGAUCCCAAUGUCGAGCUCACUGGUGCUCAUCGCAGCGUUAGACCUCCAGCAGGCGGAAGAAGUGGGAUUUGCUGGCCUACCUUUGCUUCAGCUCACAACAUGGCGCCCCGGAAACCCCACGCAGGGAUCAUGAGUUACAAUGCUAUCAGCGGCAGCCUGGACGUCUCAGAUACAACAUUUGUUGGAUUCAAGAAUGUUUGUUCAGGGGAGACUAAUGUGAUAUUCAUCACUAACCCUUUAAAUGAAGAUUUACAGCAUCCAAUCUAUGUGAGGAAUAUACAACUGGUCGACACUACUGAAUCAUCUAAAAUAUAUAUACAUAGGCCUGAUAUAAGUAAAGUGAAUCCAUCUGAUUGUGUAGACAUGGUUUGUGACGCCAAAAGGAAGUCUUUUCUUAAAGAUAUGGAUGGCUCCUUUCUGGGGCGUUCUGGCUCCGUGAUACCUCAGGCAGAGUAUGAAUGGAAUGGAAACAGCCAACUAGGAAUCGGAGACUACAGAAUUCCUAAGGUGAUGCUCACAUUCUUGAACGGAAGUAGAAUUCCUGUCACUGAGAAAGCACCUUAUAAAGGAAUUAUUAGAGAUGCAACCUGUAAAUACAUUCCAGACUGGCAGAGCUAUCAGUGCUUUGGGAUGGAAUAUGCAAUGAUGGUUAUUGAAAGCCUGGAUUCGGACACAGAAACACGACGGCUGUCGCCAGUGGCUAUAGUGAGCAACGGUUAUGUUGAUCUCAUUAAUGGCCCCCAGGAUCAUGGCUGGUGUGCAGGAUACACGUGCCAGAGAAGACUGUCCCUGUUCCAUAGCAUCGUGGCUCUGAACAAAUCUUACGAGGUUUAUUUCACUGGCACCAGUCCUCAGAAUCUUCGGCUAAUGUUGCUUAAUGUUGACCAUAGCAAGGGUGUUCUAGUUGGAAUUUUUUAUUCUACUCUUCAGCGUUUGGAUGUCUAUGUGAACAAUUCAUUGGUGUGUCCCAAAAAUACAGUAUGGAACGCUCAACAGAAACAUUGCAAACUUAACAGGCAUCUGUAUGCAGAGCAAUUUCUUCCUAAACUGAAUUCCACUAUUCUUGGUGAAAACUACUUUGACAGAACCUACCAGAUGCUCUACCUUUUGGUUAGGGGAACAACACCUGUUGAAAUCCACACGGCCGCAGUCAUAUUUGUUUCUUUCCAAUUACCUGCGGUAACAGAAGAUGACUUUUACAGCUCACAUAAUCUUGUUAGAAACCUCGCCUUAUUCCUAAAGAUACCAAGCGACAAAAUCCGAGUCAGCAAAAUAACACGAGGAAGGAGCCUGCGGAGGAAAAGGUCUCCAGGAAACUCAGUUGAAUUAGAGAUCGGAGACCCUCCUGCUCGGUCCUUAAGCAAUGACACCACAGGUCGGAUGAAACUGUCUGAACUUCAGGAAAUUUCUGGUUCUCUUGGGCAAGCUGUGAUUUUGGGAAAAAUCAGUAGUAUCCUUGGAUUUAAUAUUUCUUCCAUGUCUAUUACCAACCCUAUACCCAGCCCGAAUGAUUCUGGCUGGAUAAAGGUGGCUGCCCAGCCGGUCACCAGGUCCGCGUUUCCUGUUCACCAUGUGGCCCCAGUGUCCUCGCUCUCUGUGGUCACCCAGCCAGUGGCAGCACAGCUGGGACAGCCAUUUUCUCAGCAGCCUUCAAUCAAGGCAGUGGAUCCUGAUGGUAAUUGUGUGUCUGUUGGGAUUACUUCACUGACCUUGAAGGCUAUACUAAAGGACUCCAGCAAUAACCAAGUCAGCGGUCUCAGUGGAAAUGUAACAAUUCCAUUUAGCAGUUGUUGGGCCAACUAUACAGACCUUACUCCUCUUAGAGUAGGUAAAAAUUAUAAGCUUGAAUUUAUCCUGGAUAAUGUGGCUCAGGCAGAGUCCAGAGCUUUCAGCGUGUCAGUGCAGUCUGUUUCUGGUGGCGGCGGCAGCAGUAGCAGCAGUGGCGGUGGCAGCGGUGGCAGCCACGGCAAAGCGUCAGCUGUGGGGGCCUCUGGCUGGAUAGUGGCUGUUCUAACGAGCUGUUUGAUGGGAAGGAUGUUGAUGUUGGAAGUAUUCAUGACUGCAGCUUUUAUUCUUAACAUCGAUGUGGGAGGCAACUAAAGGACUGUUCCUCAUGAAGAUGCUGAAAAUGAAAACACAAGAAUUACUUUAUGACCUAUUUUGUUGUACUACAAUAAAAAUUCUAGAGCAUUUUCAAGAAAAUAUUCUAAAUAUUUUUUGCACUAGAAAUCAAACUGAGGACUUUGCUCUUGCCAGCAGGUGCUGUGCUGCUGAGCUAUAUCUCUGGCCUAAAAUACUUUUAUAGUAUUUAAUAUGUAUUCUUAGCUGCAAUCACAGAAGCCAGGGUUCUUUAAAAUAUAAAUUUCUUAUGAUUCUUUUUAUUUAUAUGUUCUCAUUUUACCUCAGAAACCUUCUAACAAUCUCUGAGUUGGAAACAGAUAUGCCACCUCCAAGUCACUUCAUCAUGGAGUCAGAGGAUUCUUUUGUGCUAGAGUCUGAUUUAAGAUAUUUAGAUCAUAUUGGAGGCAUUUGUGUUUUUUAAUAUAUCAGGGUGGGGAAGGGGUGAUUAUUUUUUAUCCACUGAUGAGUCUCUGACUUCUGCCUAAGUAGGUGAUUCUGAUUUCCCAGGGUUUGGUAGAAAUGAGAUUCUUAAAAC
Messenger RNA from Octodon degus (degu), 12871 nucleotides. It is a transcript of the gene Pkhd1l1, whose product is annotated as PKHD1 like 1. The transcript is spliced from 74 exons. The record is from RefSeq and is a predicted model, not a curated record. NCBI's taxonomy places the organism in Eukaryota, Metazoa, Chordata, Mammalia, Rodentia, Octodontidae. The coding region runs from base 43 to 12315 and encodes 4090 amino acids.